Messenger RNA from Helicoverpa armigera (cotton bollworm), 2275 nucleotides. Its product is annotated as globin-2 A chain. Gene Ontology annotation, biological process: oxygen transport; response to hypoxia. The transcript has 5 exons. The record is from RefSeq and is a predicted model, not a curated record. Lineage: Eukaryota; Metazoa; Arthropoda; Insecta; Lepidoptera; Noctuidae. The coding region runs from base 1319 to 1828 and encodes 169 amino acids. Gene Ontology annotation, molecular function: oxygen carrier activity; oxygen binding; heme binding.
CGUGUCCGAAAUGUGUCCCGAAAUAUUAUUAUGAGUGAAAGCACUUCUAGAUCUCCAUACAUAUGAAUCGAAAUUGCUCUCUCUAGAAGGGAUAUAAAGACUUCCUCAGUAAUGCUAUGCUAGUCGGGGUCGCAGUAUUACCGUGUAAGCCAACAACUCCGAUUUUCUAGAGUAUUCUAUAACGACGCAAAUGCAUGUGGAGUAUUUGAGAAAAUUGCCUUUAGUCCUAUGACUGUCAGUGUCAAAACAAUAUGGAGAAAGUGAAGCAAUUGUGCAGCUAUGAAAGUACUACGAGGAAUUUAAAAGCCCGACCGCCGUUCUCCCACAAACGGUGUGUCAUAAUACUCGAAGUAGCGUCGCACCCGCCGGUCGCCGGGCUUACUGUCUAACACGACUUCAGUGAGCUGGGCCACUAACUCCAUGGUGCUGGAACUUAGGACCAACUCGUGGGUGAACCCAAGGAACGAGGUUCGCUCCGUCUCCAGGACAUCUGAAGUCUAUGAAUAAAGAUUUGUGAGAUUUUAUUAAAGUUCAGCCGUUUUAUUGUGAUGUAUCUAUUGUUUGACGGUCCCUUCAUGUCUUCAUCUGCCUAGUCUUUUCCCAAAUACGUUAUGUUGUAAGUACAAUUGCGUAAGGGUGUUUUACGAAACAUUAUAUUAGUUAGUUUAAGUACCCUUAGCCAAACACGUAUCAUCCCUGGAUAAAAGUACCUAAAGCUUGUAUCAGUAAAAAUCAUAUAGGUAUAAGAAUCAAUUGAGUCUUAAGUUACCUAAACAUAAAUCGGGAUGGUAAAGAUUAGGAGUCACCAUAGUUACAACUCGCCUCAGUACACUAAACUCGGAUCAGUUACUUUGAAUUUAAUGGGACAGGCUUCAAAAAUGUUUAGAAAAAGGAAAACUACAUUCUAAAAGAAUGGAAACUACGCGUCUUUUGGAGUCAGAACGUUCAACAUUAUGGCUUGAAAUCAAUAAUAUUAAUAAGUUCUACACACCACAUUCGAUGAAGUUUUGAUGAUUCUAUUAUAUUUGGAAUCCUAACAAAUGAAAAUAAUUUAGAGCAUCUCUGGCAACCAAAGGUGUGAACACGAAAACUUUAUACCAAGCAACGACGAGAAGCAAAGGAAUCAAAACACAGCCAACCAAAAAGAAAAUACAAGUCCUGUUCGCUACAUUCGAAAACAUCACAAACCUUUGUUGGUUGUUUAUGCUUCGGGCAAAUUAUCGCUGGACCGCACACCAACUGUUUAUCCUUUCCCAGAAUAUCUUAUAAAAGAACACCAAAGAUUUUGUAGUCAAGUAUUCUCCAGACUUCUGGAAGUAUGGGUGAGACAUUCAGCCGCUGGUGGUGGGGCGGGAACCCGGACCAAAUAAAUGUAAUAUCUGGCAUGUCAUUGAGGGAUGUUUACAAUGUGCAACAGUCCUGGAAGACCAUUCACGCAAAUCCCUUGGAUAACGGAUACCUAAUGUUUUUUAGACUCUUCGAAGCAGACCCAGAAACGAAGACUUUCUUCAAGAUCCUAGACAACACGAGGUCUGAAGCCGAUAUGAAAGCUAAUGUGAAGUUCAAAGCUCACAUCCUGAACAUUAUGGGGGCACUCAACAACUCCGUAGUGAAUUUAGACAAACCUGAAGUUGUAGUGGUGUGGAUGGAAAAACUAGGAUCCGCACAUCAAAAGUUUAAUAUCCGGGAACGACAUUUUUGGGUGUUCAGAGAUGUUCUGGUGAACAUUUUGCAGAACGACCUCAAGUUAAGUGAGCCGAUCGUCAAGUCUUGGGGCAGAUACGUCACCUUCAUAUAUAGUCAUAUACUACCGAAAUUGUCUUCAUAACCUGCACUAAUUGGCAAAAUAGCUCAACUUUAUUAUAUUUUUGCACGUUUACUAAGGUCAUCUAGUCUGGAGACGCGUCCUUUUUGUGGAUCGAGAUCAAUCAGAUAGUUUUUAAUUUAUAUCACAUUGAGUAUUUCAGCCAGUAUUUUAUAUACCUACAUAAGUAGUUCUGCACUCAUGCAUGGUCUAAAAAAAAAUUGUAACUUGCGGAACAAAUAAGCGUGUUAAAACUAAGUUUGAAUUUCUUUCCACCUCAAUUUUUCGCUAUAUUUUGUUGUUUAUUUACCUAUACACGGUAAACCUUUUUAUAAGUUUUAACUCGGAUUCAUUAAAUACCAAGAGUAUUUAUCAAGAGUAUUGAUAAUUUCAUAAAAAUUUAAUAUUUGACUGCAUAAUUAUCUACAUUACAUAUAAUCCAAUUUUUUAUUAAAUUGUGAUUUAUUAAGA